AUGGUCAUUACCUCCCCCUUCAUCUUCGAGCUCAAGCUCAACACCACUGGGAUCUGCGUCAUCCGGCUGGACACGGUGGACCAUGACGGGUAUCGCGUCAUCCUCCGGUCGGGACCGUGGCAGUCCGACAUUGGGAGAGUCUCGCACUAUGAUGUCACCGUCGUUGCUACACAAUACACACCAGACAUCACAUCAGCUGCUGAGUUUCGGAGGUUCUGGAUUUGUUGGUCGAAGGGCGGAAGUGUUGGUGUGGGCAGAAGUGGGGAUGACGAACCCUUCAUAGCCUGGACAGACCCUAAUCCAGUCACUGAUGACAUCACGCUAGCAGGCUACAAGACCAUGUAUGUUCUAGGGGUCUUUAGGUUCAACUGUACACAAGAUAUUGACGAGUGCUCCACUCUGAAUGGCGGCUGUUCCCAGACCUGCACCAACACUGUAGGCAGUUAUAACUGUUCCUGUAGUGAAGGGCUGGUACUGGACGAAGACAAUCAUACCUGUUCGGGAAAUAGAGAGUCCUUCGCCAUGAUCACUCAGAUGGGAACGAAUCCAUGUUGGUUUGUGGAAGAUAAGAAUGCUCCAGGAAGAGGACCAACUGUUGUAGAGGCGUUCAUACCAACAGAUGGAUCCCCAGGCGUGUGUUUUGACCCGCCGACCCAAGUCAACACUACCGGACCUGUGUGUGGCUGUCCUUAUCUGUUGGGGGAGAACUGUACCUACCCAUGUUCCCCGGGAUAUCACGUCAUUUCCGGUGAUGUCAUUGUCAGAACAUGCAAGUCAAAUGGAUCAUGGACAGAGACGGAUCUUUUCUGCCAAGAUAUUGAUGAAUGCAGCAGUGUAGAGUCAGUGUGUGACUUUAACGCCUUUUGUGCGAACACGGAUGGGAGCUACCACUGUGUGUGUCUGGACGGAUUUACAGGAGACGGGAACAAUUGUCACAGAUUUUCAACGUCAGCAUCAACAUCAACAACAACAAUACGCACUACAGACCAAACUACAUCUCAUACAGAAGCGCCUACUGCAUCUGUGAAAUCAACCGGCUGGUUUCCUCUUACAGACACGGACACAUCUACGUCAACUGUGGUAUCUACCAGAUCAACAGCCAUGAAAACGACCUUGCUUCAAGAUGUCUUUGGGGAGAUUGACUCAGAAAUAACUGAAGAAAGUUCUACCGAACAUGUGUCGACUAUGCUCACAUCCCCAACUCAGACACCAGCUAAGUCAACUCCUCAGCCUCAUGUUUUCAUGGCCACCCAGGAAUCCUCAACACAGACGUCCUUUCUAAUGGAGGAGGAUAUACCUGCUCUUAUUCAAACUCUUGGUGACAAGGUGAACUACUUCAAAGGGUCGCUGGAUGAUCAUACGGAGCUUCUGAAAGAAGUGACUUACGCGACAUCGUCUGUACUACGAGCUCAGAGCAGUAGCAGGGAGAUUGUUGCCAUGGGCACCAGUAUUGACCUUUUCGUUGGCGUCACUGAUGAGGUGAAAGACCUGAUAGACGUUGAUUCCCCCGACAUGUCACCGAUAGAACAACUGGAGCAAAAGGAGAAAGAGCAAGAACGUCGUAAGUCUCGGAUAAAGAGUGAAACUCUGCAGUUGCUGGACCUGUUGGAGACGGCAGCACACAAGCUGUUGGAGGAAACAUUACCGGGAGGGGAGGGUGCACACUUCGAGGCAGACGGUGUGUUCACGGCAGUGAGGAGGGGCAUCCCUGAUGUUGGGACCGUUCCUAUCGAUCGGGAUAUCGGCUUCAUCGACCUUACAAAGGAAGAUGGCCUUCCUGAGGAUGUCAGUAUAACGAUUGUGGCGUUUGACGAUGAUCCUUUCGUGUGGAGUAAAGACGAUGCCGAAGUAUCCUCAGCUGUAGUCAUGAUGACAAUCGCCAAAGAUACCGAUGUCCAUGGAGGCCAGUCCCACAAUUAUGCAUCACCAAGCCUGCAGUUAAACAUCACCGUUGGUCUGAGGUCUUUGAUACAGUUUGGGACCACUGAUGACACAGAAAAGCAGUAUCACGAGACCCUGCCGACAUCAUACAAGCAGAAACUCGAUGAUGCCAAGAAAUCAUUCCCCCUGACCAAGGUGCCUCUGCUCCAAUUCUCAGUCGAUGACGUCGACACGGAGCUGCAUGUGUACGUCCGGAUUCACGACUUCCCAACAGAAGAAGAGUACGACUACACGACAACUGUCAAACCUCCUGACGUCACUGAUUAUGACGGCUUUGAGAUGCCGUACGGCUUAGUUUACUCCAACUUCACCUUUUCAUUCGUUCCGGAGAUGCGAAACGAACAUGGAUGGGUCAUAGUUGGAGUGAAGGAUAAGGGUAGAGACAGACCGGACAGUGGUUUCAGACGACUGCUGACGUCAGCGGAUCGAGGCUACCAAACCACGCCCCCUGCAGGUCGCCAUGGCAACCCGUCAGGAUUCACUCUGCAGACAGCUGCAGUCUCCUGUCUGAUGUGGGGAAGGGAAAACCAGACGUGGAAUAACCAACGCUGCAAGGUUGGGAUCGAAACGAACGAGACGACCACACGGUGCACGUGUGACAUAGCACAACGCAGCAAUGGGAAAAGCAACAGGAGCAACAUUUCCAUAAACAACAAAGUGGCCACCAGCUUUAGUCUUGGACAAGCAGCAAAGCUGGACAAAGCAAACACCAGCAUGGCGCUUGUUCCCAAAGUCUCCACCAUCCCAUCAGAGGUCCCCGGUGCGGACUACGUCUAUGUUAUGUCUGUCCGUACGGGAACCCAGCCUGAUGCCGGCACGGCGUCUGUGGUCGGGCUGAUGAUCACAGGGUCAGAGGGCAGGACAGCCAUGGUUACACUCAACCCUGCUGGUUCGAUCCUAGCCCGAGGUGGUGACACGUACCACAUCAUGACGACACCAGCCUCUAUCGGCGAGCUCCAGUCUGUACAGGUCUGGCAUGACAGCUCCGGGAAGGGCGCCAUGGAGUCACUCUUUAUAGACAACGUCACAGUCUGGGACGUACAGACAUCACGGGGAUUCCCUUUCCCAUGUUGCGCCUGGCUCUCUUCACACAAAGGAGACGGUAGGACAAUCAGGACGUUGAAGGCAGCACCUGAAGGAGACAUGUGGAUAUCGGAGUAUUCCCUACCGACGUUUUCGUAUCUGCUAUAUGAUGAACAUCUGCUCCUGUCAGUGAUGUGUAACUCCGGUGUGAGACACUUCAGCCGGGCGCAGCGCCUGGUCUGCUGCCUGACUCAGAUCACCCUGUGGAUGGUGGGCAGCGCCAUGUGGUACGGGGUUACAGUUGGUGCAGACGAUGUGGUUUUCCUUGACAUCGGCGUAUUCACCCUCCGUCUUUCGGAACUGCUUGGUACUGCAGCGACGUCGUUCACGGUGUUCCUGCCAGUUUACGUCAUCCUUGUACCGAUGUUUCGUAAGCAGCUCCCUUUGGUAGAUCAGAUCCCUUCAGAUGUACUGAAGACGCCGACAUCUCCUUCCACCCGCCGGUUUCCUUACAAGACGGUGGCGUGGAUCCUCGCCACCCUGACGUCUGUCUGCAACAGCUUCUUCGUCAUCGUGUACAGUCUGCAGUUUGGAGCUGGGAGAAGCCAGGCUUGGCUGAAGGACUUCGUUCUGACAUUCCUGUUCUCUACAUUUUUACUGGAACCUGUUCAGAUCUUUUUGGCUGCCUGCACAAAAGCAGUCAUCAUCGCACCGAUGGUUUGCUCUGUGACAUCUUGUGUUCGACUGAAUGCUUUGGGGAUAAAAGCAGGGGAGAAACAGCGGUCUCCGAUCGGUAUUGUUCAAAAGAAGAACAAGGAUUAUGAAGUCCCUGAGCCGAGGGUUUUACCACCAGCCCCGAAGAAAACCGACCAUGACCCGAACUGGACGGAAAGGAUGGCUGCGGGUAGAAACAUCCUGGUUACCCUAAUGAUACUACUGAUCUCCACCGUGAUUGCCUUCUACAUCGGGUUUCUGGACUUCGACAGACACACCUACCACGUCCGGACAUCGCUGGAGAACAGCCUGCUGUCCGGAUUUGAUGAGGUCACCACGGCAGACGACGCUUGGGAGUGGCUGUCAUCUGAACUGAUGCCGUCCCUUCAUCCAGAGCGUGGAUACAGUGGGAAGAAACUGAGGUGGCUGGACAAACAGUUUCCGGUUGGAACAAACGCAUUCCGGAUCAGCCCCGUUCGCCUGGAGAGAACCACCAUCUAUCCAAAUGACCCAACAGACAUAGAUCUCGAGCUUUUGGGGGAAGGGCUCUAUCCUGAGCUGCUGAACAAGCAAAUACGUGCAGUUCAGGACCGACUGAGCGAACCGAACUGUUCAUACAAUGGAACCACACACAUCUUGGAUGUUUUUAGAAACGGAAGUUCGGCGUGUAUCACCACAGUGGACCUACCACAGGAUGCUGGCCAGGCCAGUGCGAUGAUAGACCUCCUACAACAGACCAACUGGAUCCUGAUGGUUUCCGACACUCUCAUCCUCCGGGCCAACUUCUACCACCCUGACGUCAAGCUGUUCAGCACCAUGGUCAUCACCCUGCAGUACAUACCAGGGGGCGCUGCUGAACUGCAGCCACACAUCCAGACCUUCCGACUGUUCCAGUACGAGACAACAGACGACUUCGUCCAGAUGCUUUUCCACAUCCUAUUCCUCCUAUUCUUCAUUUACAACGUCCUUCGUGAAAUUGGUAAUAUCCGAAAGAGCGGCCGUCUCUACUUCGGUAGUUUCUGGAACAUUUUGAUCCUGUGCAACAUUGGCUUGUCGAUAGCCGUUAUUGUGACAUUCGGACUACGGUACAUCCGAGCAGCUGCUGCAUUGGGUGAUAUACAGCGCGUAAAAGGACUACACGGCAUUAAUGAGUUUGUGGACAUCAGUGCUGCCAGCCAAUGGGACACAACCUUCAAGUCGGUCCUGUCCUUCUCCAUCUUCAUAAGUACCUUCAGCAUCCUGCGGGUUCUCAACUUCUCCAGGAGUGUUGCUACCGUCUUCGCUCUGCCUCGUCUGAUAUACCGUGAGGCCUUUGGGUAUGCGGUGUACAUGCUGGUUAUCAUAGUGGCCUACGGCUUCUGCGGGAUACUGAUAUUCGGCAAACACAUGAAGAGCUUCUCCGCCUUUAAGGAAACAUCGUACGUGCUGUUUGAGAUGGGCUUGGGGCGGCCGUUCGUCGAUGUCUUUGCCGACGACAUGAAGAGAGUGGAUCGUGUGUUGGGACCUCUGUACUUUUCUACAUUCGUCUUGGUCUUCAUCACUUACCUGAUGAAUCUAGUAGUCGGGAUGCUGUGUAACUGGCUGAGCUACUGUCAGACGUCAGACGACAUUGAGGUGGACACCGCGAUGGGAGAUUACUUCUGGAACUCCUUCAGGAGUAUUCUGGACAUGCGCCAUGAGACCCAAGUCUCUGACGGUAACUUCAGUAUUUGCCAUUGUCUGUUUCAUGACAAUCAUUUUCACUUUUUUACCAACGAAUCUAUUUCCAAAGGCUCAACCAGAAAUGAAGCACCACUUCCGGAAUACUUUAUGAACGAGACCUUCCAGCGGACGGAUGCGGUACUGCAGGAGGUGGCCAGGGUGACUGACCUGGUGUACAAGUUUGAGUGCAAGGAGCGAGGUUCCACGUCUACUGAUCCAUACGCUUAG
Molecule: messenger RNA, 5607 nt
Organism: Branchiostoma floridae (Florida lancelet)
Lineage: Eukaryota; Metazoa; Chordata; Leptocardii; Amphioxiformes; Branchiostomatidae
Exons: 28
Coding region: 1-5607 (1868 amino acids)
Biological process (GO): kidney development; detection of mechanical stimulus
Cellular component (GO): membrane
Molecular function (GO): calcium channel activity; calcium ion binding; protein binding
Source: RefSeq, a predicted model, not a curated record